AUGGUUAGCACAGUCCGGAGAUCUUGGGUUCUCUUUUCUGUCCUAAUCUUGUUUCUUCUCGACUCCUAUGGAGCUGAAGCCAACAACAACAAUGUUACAUGUGUAGGUUUAAUCAUUGAUGUUAAUACUCGUAUUGGAAAAGAAGAGAAAAUAGCGAUGGAAAUUGCAGCUCAAACCUACAACACAAGUUCAAAGACUCAAAAACUCUCUCUCUAUAUCCAGGACUCCCUUAGAGUCACUUCUGCUGUAGAAGAGAUGAUUAGAGAAAAUAGGGUUAAGGUGAUUAUUGGCAUGCACGCAUGGCAAGAAGCAGCUCUAGUAGCUGAUAUUGGAAGUCAAGCUCUUGUUCCGGUUAUUUCGUUUGCGGCACCAGCCAUCAAUCCACCUCUAAUGCAACUUCGCUGGCCGUUCUUGAUACAAAUGGCUAAAAAUGGUUCCGAACAAAUAAAAUGCAUUGCAAAUAUUGUUCAAGCAUACAAUUGGAAAAGGGUUGUAGUGAUUUAUGAAGAUGAAGCAUUUGGUGGUGAUUCCGGAAAGUUGGCACUUUUAACUGAGGCUCUCCAACAUGUGGGUUCGGAGAUUGAGUACCGUUUGGUCCUUCCACCAUUUUCUUCUAUGUCUGAUCCAGGAUGGGUUGUUCAUGAAGAGCUUGUUAAGUUACUGAAAACACAAUUAAGAAAUUUUAUUGUUCUUGAGUCAUCAUUAGAAAUGGCGAUUCAUUUGUUCAGGGAAGCUAAGAAUAUGGGGUUUGUAAGGAGAGAUUCAACUUGGAUAAUUCCAAAUAGUAUUACAAGUUUGUUGGACUCUGUAAACAACUCGGUUAUUUCCUCUAUGGAAGGUGCAAUUGGAAUUAAAACCCAUUAUUCUGAAGAAGUUACCUCAGAGUACCAUGAUUUCCAUGCUCAGUUUCGGAAAAUUUUCAGAACUGAAUAUCCAGAGGAAGACAACUCCGACCCUGGUUUUUAUGCUCUGCGAGCAUAUGAUAGCAUUAGAAUUGUUAUACAAGCGAUCGAAAGAAUGACAAGUAACAGAGGUAGUCCAAAGAUGUUGUUAGCCAGUAUGUUAUUAAGCAAUUUCACGGGUUUUAGUGGCAAAAUACAUUUUAAAGCAGGCCAGCUCUCAGACACUUCAAUUUUGAGCAUUGUACACGUUCUUGGAAAGAGAUACAAAGAAAUAGAGUUCUGGACACCAGACUCAGGGUUCUCCAUGAUCCCUUCUAUAGGAAAACCAAAUACUUUGGUUGCUCCCGUAAUUUUGCAGAGGAACUUACAAGAAAGUCCGAAAGUUUGGGAAAUGCCUACUGAUGCAAAGCCAUUGAAAAUUGGAGUUAGAGGUAGAGCAUCAUUUGGGAAUUUUGUGAAGGUUGAUUACGGGGUGAAACUGAAUGAGAACAAUUAUUCUGGUUUCUGCAUUCAAAUUUUCCUUAAGGCACGAGAACUUUUGGGAUAUCCUUUGCCUUAUAAAUUGGAGGCCUGUAAUUGCACCUACAAUGAUCUGGUUCACCUUGUCCACAAUAAGCCGAACGGCUGCAAUAUGUAGAUUUCACUGCUCCAUACAUCGAGUCAGGUGUGGCAAUGAUAGCUCCGGCUAAACCUGUAGGGUCAGCAUUUAUGUUUACAAAGCCUUUCACCUGGGACAUGUGGUUGGUGACUAGUGCCAUCUUAA
Quercus robur (English oak) is the source of this 1665-nucleotide messenger RNA. RefSeq names its product glutamate receptor 2.4-like. Bases 1 to 1539 code for a protein of 512 amino acids. The record is from RefSeq and is a predicted model, not a curated record. NCBI's taxonomy places the organism in Eukaryota, Viridiplantae, Streptophyta, Magnoliopsida, Fagales, Fagaceae. The transcript has 3 exons.